Molecule: messenger RNA, 1779 nt
Organism: Protopterus annectens (West African lungfish)
Lineage: Eukaryota; Metazoa; Chordata; Ceratodontiformes; Protopteridae
Gene: RBM38
Product: RNA binding motif protein 38
Exons: 4
Coding region: 205-912 (235 amino acids)
Cellular component (GO): cytosol
Molecular function (GO): RNA binding
Source: RefSeq, a predicted model, not a curated record
UGUUAAAGUGCUUGUAGUAGCCGGCGUAGCGUGGCCGAGGUCAGCGUGCGAGUGGAGGAAACCUUGCGCAAGCAAACCUCGUCUGUGUCACGCAGUUCAUUGCACUAAGCUUGGCACUGUUUCCAAAGAGACAGCACCGUCUACCUCGAGUAUUUGUGUUUAAUUUAUGAAUAUUAAAACACGUAUUUUAGUCUUUUAUAUUUAAUGCUUUUCCCCCAGGCUCUAGUUUGCCCCCCGGCGGCUGCCUCUGCAGCCAUGCACAGCAAUCAGCUGGUAGCCAAGGACACAACACUGACCAAGAUAUUCGUUGGCGGAUUGCCGUACCACACAACAGACUCUUCGCUUCGGAAGUACUUCGAAGGCUUUGGGGAAAUUGACGAGGCGGUGGUGAUUACAGACCGACAGACUGGCAAAUCUCGGGGUUAUGGGUUUGUGACUAUGGCUGACCGAGCAGCAGCAGAGAGAGCUUGUAAGGAUCCCAAUCCUAUAAUUGAUGGCAGAAAAGCAAAUGUGAACCUUGCGUACUUGGGAGCGAAGCCCAGGACUAUCCAGACUGGAUUUGCCUUGGGUGUGCAGCAGAUACAUCCUGCUUUUAUUCAGAGGCCUGUGGGGCUUGCUCCUCAGUACGUUUACCCACAAACGUUUGUUCAGCCUGGAGUUGUUGUUCCUGCUCCAGUUCAGUCUGUGACCUCUCCUUUUAUAGACUAUACCAGUGCUACAGCAGCCUAUGCACAGUAUAGCACAGCUUCCUAUGAGCAGUAUCCUUAUGCUGCUUCUCCAGUCGCUGGAUUUAUGGGAUAUGGCUACACCACUCCUAUUCAGCAGCCUGUUACAGCCACAGCCCCCACAGCAGCCACUACAGCAUUUGUUCAAUAUCAACCACAGCAGCUACAGCCUGACCGUAUGCAGUAGAGGCCUAAUUGCACUAUUUUGGACUACUUUAUACUGUGGAAGGAUACACAGGUUGUAAAAAAAAAAAAAGGACUACUACAUUAGGUGCAUAUGAAUACCUAAGCUAAUUUAUAGUAUUAAGGGAAAAGAAACCCCUUAUGUUGACUGCUCAGAAUCGUUAGUUUUUGUCUACAUUCGGACAGUUGUCAGAAUGACUAAAACUGGUGGAAAGUAAAGACCGCACACCGGUUAGGUCUGCUCUCUUCUGACUUUCUCCCUUUCUUCAACAUUGUAUUCCCUUUUUCCACUCAACUGUUAUUUGCUCUAAGGUACGAAAGUACACAACACAAAAACAAAAAUGUUAUUUUUUUGUUGUACAAAAACUUUAUAAUAUUCAGAGAUGCCUUACUAAAAAUAUUUUUCAAUAUUUAUUGCGAUUUUAUUCGCAGGAGCUGUGAAUUGCAGGAAAAAAGGAAUGAGUCUACUUUCAAUUCUCAUUUUAAAUUAUUAUAGAUAGUAGGUAGUUAAUUGCUAAAUCAUUUCAAUAUGCAAAGGGAAUAUUGACUUCAAGGAGAGCAAUAUUUCAUCAGUCAGUGCACUGUAUUUUCUUGUAACAGUUAAGAGUCACUCGUGUUAGGAAUAUUUUUUUUUAAUGCAAGACAUUUUCCUAAAGUAAAAACAGUGUAUACUUGGAAGUUGCCAUUGCUGCAGACAGGUGAUAAAAUUACAGUAUUUAUAUCGAGAAAAAGUUACAAGCAAAAUGCCCUGCAAGCUUUUUUAAGUCUGUAAUACGUGGGAAACUGAUCAAAGGUUUUUAUACUUGAACAAAAGCCAAUGUUUUGUACCAGAGAUUGACAGCAGUAUGAAAAAUAAAAGUGCAUUUUUACA